Moneuplotes crassus is the source of this 1296-nucleotide messenger RNA. The record is from the annotation of a GenBank genome assembly. NCBI's taxonomy places the organism in Eukaryota, Ciliophora, Spirotrichea, Euplotida, Euplotidae.
AUUCAAGAACAUAAAAUGGAAAAGCCUCCUGUGAAGGAAUCUCAACCUGAGGUCAAGGAGAAAACACCACGUGUAAGGAAGAAGUCCUUUGUAGAAGAAGUACAAGAAGGAGUGGCUAGUAUGAUCUCACUUCAGAAUGAUUCAGUCAUUAGUCCCCUUAAUAUGCCACAACCUGAUGUCCUAGAGCUUGGAGAUGAAAUAGAAAGAAAGAAGAAUAGGGUAAUUUUAGAGUAUUUGCUCAAAUACGAAUCUAUUUCAUCACUAAAAGAUAUCGCUAGUCAAAAACUCAAAUAAACUGAAAUUAGAUGCAAAGAAUUUAGAUAUCAAAUCAUUGAAGAAAAAGAUAGAUGAUUACACUCAAACUUCAGAAUAUGCUAGACAAGCAGAUAAAGUUUAUUACCUUAUCGGAUGCUCUAUUACCUUCGUGACGAUAUUCAUCCUCGGAAAGUUCCCUGGGACCUUUUACUUUUACUGGCUAGCCUUUAUCGAAAUCUCAAUGUUAUUAAAAAGAUGUCAUCUGUACUUUCAUUUAAAAUGGGAAUACUUCUUGAUUGAUUACUGUUACUUCUGCAACAUAGUUAUGUUGAUAUACAUAUUCUUUUUCCCAGGAAGUAGGUUUUUGUCAAUCUUCAUGCAUUCGAUGUCAUUUGGAGUACUCUCCUACAGCUUGUUUUGAUUCAAAAAUAGUUUCAUAUUCCACCAUUUGGAUAAGUUGACCGACCUGGUUAUUCACUUGUUACCAAUAGUAACAAUGUGGAAUAUUAGAUACAACAUCGGAGGCACAGAAGAAUUUAAGCAGUGGGGUUUCUGUGACUUGUCUGAAGUUCCUUUCUCUUUUGGCUAUAUAAUCGAAGCAUUUUCUGCUGCGAACAAAAUGUACCUAAGCCACGCUUGCUUCUACUAUUUCUUAGUCUGUGUUGUAUUGAGAACAGAGAUAUUUGAAAAAGGCAAGAACUGACUUCUGAAGUACACUACUGAGAAUAGUCCAACAGCUCUAAGAUGGCACAAAACAUAUGGUUUGUGGGCGAGAUGUCUUCUUUUUGCUAUAAACCACUACCUCUACGCUACAGGGAUGACAAUCCUAAGUAUCCCAGCUUUCUUUUCUGAAUACUUUGCCUUCAUCCAGCUUUUCUUUUACCUCUUUGUCAUUGUAAAGAACGGAGCAGACUACUACUUCAGCUACUUCUCAAAGAAAUACGAGUCCAAGCUGCAAGAACUAGAUGAACUAGAAACCGCCCAAAAAGCAGCAGCCUCCUAAAAAUUAUGCUCAAAUUCCAAAUUCAUGAAGAGAUUUAG